Sinocyclocheilus rhinocerous is the source of this 817-nucleotide messenger RNA. Its product is annotated as homeobox protein CDX-1-like. The transcript has 3 exons. Gene Ontology annotation, biological process: anterior/posterior axis specification; cell differentiation; regulation of transcription by RNA polymerase II. Gene Ontology annotation, cellular component: nucleus. Gene Ontology annotation, molecular function: DNA-binding transcription factor activity, RNA polymerase II-specific; RNA polymerase II transcription regulatory region sequence-specific DNA binding. The record is from RefSeq and is a predicted model, not a curated record. Bases 1 to 705 code for a protein of 234 amino acids. NCBI's taxonomy places the organism in Eukaryota, Metazoa, Chordata, Actinopteri, Cypriniformes, Cyprinidae.
AUGUCCGUAAGCUUCCUGCUGGACGCGGCCAUGUACGGCAACCCUGCGAGACACCUGAACCUCGGUCAGCCGCACCUGAACGUGUACCCGCCCGCGCCGUACGCGGACUACAGCGGGUACCCCGCGGCUCCGGCGCUCGAGGGUGACCUGCACCUCACCGGCGGCGCCUGGAGUCCCGGCUUCGGCCCCGGCUCGCGCGACGACUGGCCGCCGCUCUACGGCCACGGGACGGGUCACCCGCUCCCGGUGAACGGCGCGGAGGUCAGCGGCAUUCCGCCGGUGGAGCAGGGGCUGCUGAGCGGCGCGGUGGAGAGAGAGGAGCCGCCGGACUGGAUGAGACGCGCCGCGCCUCCCGCAAACCCGGGAGGAAAGACACGAACGAAGGACAAAUACAGAGUGGUGUACAGUGAUGUCCAGCGCUUGGAGCUGGAGAAGGAAUUUCAUUUCAGCCGUUACAUCACCAUCAGACGGAAGGCGGAGCUCGCGGUGGCCCUGAGCCUAUCAGAACGCCAGGUGAAGAUCUGGUUUCAAAACAGACGAGCCAAAGAAAGGAAAAUAAACAAGAAGCGACUCCAGCAGACUGAGCAGAGCUCCACAUUCACACCGGUCAGCGCAUCCGGCCACGCAAACACCGCCAUGGUCAGCAGCACCAAUAACGGCUUGAUGACAGACAAUAUAUCGACCAGCAUCAAAGAGGAAUACUGAAAACUCUUCCAGACAGAAGGAUAAACAGUACAUGUUUACACGGUUUCAGUGACGCUGAGCGGAGCGUUCAUAUUGCACUACACGAAUGACACGCAAACACGUUUUAUUGUGA